UUAGUAAGAAUCGCUUCAAUAGAUUUGUUUUUUUAAUAUUAUUAAUUACAACGCAGCAAAGGGCGCAAGCUGACGACAAAUCUCUCACUCUAGGGUUUUUGAGACAGGAAGGUCCAUCUCUCCCCUCUUGAGUUUUCGAGACAAUUAAGUCGUUGCAGGGCAUGGAUCAGUGCAUUCAGAGGGCGAAGGAAGGGUUUCGUGAAUUGGAGCAAUGGGCUCGGCAUCAGCAGCCGAUGGAUCUUGUCGCCGCUGUAGCCAUCGUCGUCCUCACUUCUUUUCUAUUUGUGUUGUUGAGUUGCCUUAGGCGCAGAAAGUCUAACACAAUAGUUCUUGCGGGUUUGAGCGGCAGUGGAAAAACUACUCUUUUCUACCAGCUUCGUGAUGGCUCCUCUCAUCAAGGCACUGUCACGUCAAUGGAACCGAAUGACGAUAGUUUUGUUCUGCAUUCUGAAGCUGAUAAGGGCAAAGGAAAACCAGUCCAUGUGGUUGAUGUUCCUGGUCAUUCUCGACUUCGGCCGAAGAUUGAUGACUAUUUACCACAGGCAGCUGGCCUUAUUUUUGUUGUGGAUGCUUUAGAUUUCUUACCAAAUUGUCGAGCAGCUGCUGAGUAUCUCUAUGAUAUACUGACAAAAGCAAGUGUAGUAAAGAAGAAGAUACCCAUUCUGAUAGUGUGCAACAAGUCUGAUAAAGUGACAGCUCACUCAACGGAGUUCAUCAGGAAGCAGUUAGAGAAGGAAAUUGACAAGCUUCGAACAUCAAGAACUGCCAUUUCUACUGCUGACAUUACUAACGAAUACACCCUUGGUGUACCCGGAGAGGCAUUCACCUUCUCUCAGUGCGUUAACAAAAUCACAGUGGCCGGAUCAUCUGCUCUUAAUGGUGAAGUAUCUCAGAUCGAACAGUUCAUUCUAGAGCAUGUGAAGCCCUAAAGUACGUUCGGGGUUGUAUUUUCUGCUGCAACUUUUUUAUUUUUUCUUUGGUGAGAGCUCUGGAGGGACAGAUUCAUGGACUUCUUGGUUACAUGAUGUAUGAUGGCUUUAAAACUCUUUGAAUUGAGCGGUAAAAUUAGUUGCUGCAAAUGACUUGCCAAUGAGUUUCUAUAUUGGAAAAGUGGUGUGGUUGUAAUCUAAUUGAUACGUGCGUUUAGAUAUUCGAGAUACAGGUCUAGAUUCUUAUUUCGAAAAAUUAGCAAAAUAUAUUUAUAUGGGUAUC
Asparagus officinalis (garden asparagus) is the source of this 1212-nucleotide messenger RNA. Its product is annotated as signal recognition particle receptor subunit beta-like. The transcript is spliced from 7 exons. Gene Ontology annotation, molecular function: GTP binding. NCBI's taxonomy places the organism in Eukaryota, Viridiplantae, Streptophyta, Magnoliopsida, Asparagales, Asparagaceae. Gene Ontology annotation, cellular component: signal recognition particle receptor complex. The coding region runs from base 162 to 929 and encodes 255 amino acids. The record is from RefSeq and is a predicted model, not a curated record. Gene Ontology annotation, biological process: protein targeting to ER.